Cladocopium goreaui is the source of this 2110-nucleotide messenger RNA. NCBI's taxonomy places the organism in Eukaryota, Dinophyceae, Suessiales, Symbiodiniaceae. The record is from the annotation of a GenBank genome assembly.
AUGCAGCUGUUGACCAUUCCAUCUGCUACGUUUUUCGACUUAGUUUCCUUUGUCUUAAUGGCCAAGAACAAACCGAAGAAAACCAAAUCCAAUCGAAAAGCAAGACGUGGGACAAAGAAGGGUGGAACCGGAGGAGGUGAAGGCAAAUCUGGGAAAGUCAAACACAAAAGCCGUGGGCGAAAGCCAACGACCGGGCCAAAAGCAGCUGGCAAAGGCAGCAGUAAAGGCAAAAAGUCUCCCAAAGAAACAAAGAGGUCAAUGGGAGCAGGAAAAGGAUCUGGUUCCAAAAAGGAAGACAAGGCAACUGCCACAAAAAGAAGGGCAGAGCCUCCUGUAGAUGAACCGGAGGCGAAGAAGGGCAAAAUCCUUUCUGCAAAGCAGAAGCGAAAGAAGGAGGUUACCAAACUUUACAGUGAGCUGAUUAAUCCUGGAAGGACUCUCAAAGCAGAUGUCAUCGUCAAGGAUAUCCUCGAAGCCCUGAGCAAGCGCUCUUCCACCAUGGCUGAGUACUGCUCAACCAACCUGGGUGCUCGCGUGAUUGAGGCUUGCCUCAAGUGGGGUACCAAAGAACAAAGGCAAGAUUUGCUGUCGCGAUGUUCGGGGGAGCUGCCGAAGAUGGCGCAGGACAGGUAUGGACACCAGGUCGUGCUCAAGCUCCUGCUUUAUGCUUCGAAGACGUCUUCACAGCGAAAGCCAACUGAAGAAGAAAAAAAGGUCCAGGCGAGAAAUAUGCGAGAAAUCCUGGACAAGUUCUCUGGAAAGAACCUUCAUGCAACUUUCUUCCAUAGAUAUGGUUGCAGGGUGAUCAAUGGUCUCUAUUUCUCAACGACUGUCAAAGCCGGCGACAAAAGGAGACUUCUGCACAGCAUCGCCAUACCAGAGGCAGUUGCACUGCGGCGACCAGAGCUGCCCAGCAGCCAGCCCUUGCGCAAAGUGCUUCAGGCAGAGGAUCUGACGGAGCAACAGAAAAAGAGCAUCGCACAGCACCUUGAAGAAGCUGUUGAAAAAGCCAUUGAGAAGGAAUUGCUGGGUCUAGACAUCGUUCACCUACUCCUUCAGGCAUUCUGUGAAGUAGCUACAGAUUCGCAACUUACACAGCUUGCAGAACAGUGCAUGGAUGGUGCAGCUUAUCUCUUGUCAUCGAAGGCUGGAGCUGAGGCUCUUUUGAGACUUUUGGGGAUAGCCAAUGCAAAGCAGCGAAAGGCGCUUUGCAGAGAUCUCAAGGGUAAGUUUGCUGCUCUAGCCAAAAACGCGGUGGAUUACGUGGUCAUGAUUCGAUUGGCCACAACUGUAGAUGACACGGUGAUGCUCUCCAAGAGCAUGGUUGCGGAAUGGCUUCAGGACAUCGAGGAUUUGUGCUUUGACAAAUACGGUCACAAAGUGUUGGCAUGGCUGCUGCAGCCAGAUGAUCAGCGCCUGUUUUCGCCCUAUGAGCGUAAGUGUGUGGCCUUGCCGUCCCCUACCUCGCUCAAGGCACCAGAGGCCAGACGACAGGAGCUCGUGCGCAUGCUGAAGCCGGCAAUUCGUGGUGUGUUUCUCCAGAAGCCUCUGGAAGCAGCUGGCGACAACAGCGCCAAGGACCUGCUCACAGCAUUUCUUGCCGCUGACUGGGAUGAAGAGCUGAUAGCAGCGAUUCUUACGGCAGCGGAACACGAGGCAAAGAAGGAUGACCUUGGUCUACUAAACAAUGGCACGGUCACGACGACAAUGCUUAUUCUGCUAAAAUUGGAGCCUGAGCAGGGGCCGAAGCUUGCGCAGCCGCUCUGGGAGAGCUGUUUAAAGCCUCACGCAGUAUUGGCCGCAGCAAGCAGAUGUGCAUUCCUCAUGUUAGCCAUGCUGAAGAGUGGCUCGAUGAAAGAGUCCAUUGUUGCAACGUUGAGGGAACACAAAGCCAGAAUCGAGAAAGCUGCAAAUGAGGCUGAGGCGAGCGGCUCCAAAGUGAACGGAGCUCGGCAGCUUUUGGCAGCCGCGUGAAGACACUGAUGGUGAUAAGUCACCAAUGUUAACGAUGUAAGUGGGCAAACCCACCAAAUAAAUUCUUAGCUGGUUCAAAUUAACCAGGCACUUCCCCUAGGUGCUGUCCUUUGAUGGAUGCAAGACGCCAGAGAGG